UGAGUGAGGUGGUUUGCAGAGAAGAUGGGUGAUUGGAAAGCAGCUGAGAAACUCCAGGAGAAAUGAAGCUCGUCCCUCCAUGAGCUACUCCUGCCUGAAGGUCCCAGAGGAGAAUGAGAAGCAUGAGAAGCUGCGCCUGGAGAGGGAGCAGGAGCAGAAGAAGGCCAGCAAGGCCAGCGCCCCGCGGGCCAACAGCGCCCUGUCCCCGGAGGAGUCCCGGAGCGAACUGCUGGUGCCCGUGUCCCCCCCGGCCCCGGUGCCCCCGCCGCCCCCGCCCCUGGCAGCCCCCAUCUCAGUCAUUCCCAUCCCCGUGGUCACCAGUUCCCCCCAGCAAGCGGCCCAGACCGCCCUGUCCCCCCCGCUCGUGCAGCGCCACCAGCCCCUCGUAAGCACUCCCAGCGUCCCCAAGGAACCCUCGUCGGUGGCUCCGGUGAUCCAGAGGCCGCCGGGCCCACACCUGCCGGAUGGCAAAGCUGCCACCCCGCCCUCGGGCAGCCCCAAGCAGCUGCAGCAUUACCCAGCACCCGUCCUGGCCAUCUCCCAGCACCACGUGGUCCCGCAGCCCAUCCAGCCCCUGCAGCCCCCGGCGGCGCCCGCGCCCCUCGGCGCCCUGAAGCUGGCCCCGGCCGACGACCUGAAACCCAUCGAGCUCAAGAAGAGAAUCGGAGGGGUUGGGACCAGGGAAGUACAUAAUAAAUUGGAGAAGAACAGACGUGCACAUUUGAAAGAGUGCUUUGAGACUUUAAAGCGCAACAUCCCCAACGUAGAUGACAAGAAGACCUCAAACCUCAGCGUCCUCAGGAGUGCCUUGAGAUACAUCCAGACUUUAAAGAGGAAGGAAAAAGAAUAUGAGCACGAGAUGGAGCGGCUGGCGAGAGAGAAGAUCGCGACCCAGCAGCGACUGGCAGAGCUGAAGAACGAGUUGAGCCAGUGGAUGGACAUCUUGGAGAUUGACAGGAUUGUUCGACAGACAGUUCAGCCAGAGGAUGACCAGGCAUCUACCUCGACAGCAUCAGAGGGUGAAGACAACAUCGAUGAAGACAUGGAAGAUGACAGGCCAGUGAACUCGUUACCAAAACUUACCCAGCGCCAGCACCCAGAGCUGCUGAAGGCUGUGCCCCCGAGUGCUGCUGCCCCCCUGCCCGCGGUCCUGCCCCCUCACCUGUCCAUCCAGCAGAAGCCCCAGGCCCAGCCCCCCCUGCAGACGCAGGCCCUGGUCCCGCCGCAGGCCAUCGUCCCCGCACAGACUCACAUCGUGGCGGCCUCCACCGUGCAAUCGACUGUUAUCGCCCACACGGCCACCACCCACGCCUCGGUCAUCCAGACUGUCAACCACGUCAUUCAGGGCCCACAGACCAAGCACAUCGCUCACAUCGCACCUUCCACGUCCAGCCCCGUGCAACUCACCACCGCCGCUCAGCCCAUCGGCCACAUCACUGUGCACCCCGCCACCAUCAACCACAUGGCCCACCUGGGCCCGCAGCUGCCCCUCUACCCCCAGCCCGUGGCCGUCAGCCAGCCCGUGGUGAGCCACAUCGCCCACACCAUCUCGCACCAGCAGGUGAACGGCACCGCGGGCCUGGCCCAGCCCGUGGUGGCCAAGCCGGCCGUGGGGACCCAGGUGGUGCAUCACCCACAGCUGGUGGGGCAGACGGUCCUGAACCCCGUGACUAUGGUGACCAUGCCCUCGUUCCCCGUGAGCACGCUGAAGCUGGCCUAGAGGGGACGGCCCACGGCAAGGCCUUCGUUGGGAACCUUUCCUAAGGAAACUCCAUACAUUCCAACCGCGUCCGGCUCGGCGGGAGGGAAGCCGAGCUGGGCUGGGCUGUGCUCAGCUGCCCAGGGCCCAGCCUGUGCCCAGUGCCCAGUGCCCAGUGCCCAGCCUGUGCCCAGUGCCCAGCCCACCACCGGGGACGGGGCUGCUCCGCGCUCGGAUUCGCUCAUCUGAGAAACUUCAGAGACAGUUGUUCAUGGUGAUUUUUUUUCCUUUUAUGUGUAAUGAGUGAACUAUGGAUAUGAUGUUCUUAAGACUUUAAUUUUGCCCUCUUAUGUGUUGCUUCUUUGUAGAAUAAAAAAUUUGCUGAUCUCUUUAUCGAGACGUUGCGUAGAAUGGGAAAAAAAAAUCAUAGAAGUCUAUAUUUAUAUAUAUGUGUGUAUGUGUGUGUAUAUAUAUGUACAUACAUAUAUAUAUAAAUAUAACAUUUGAAGGCCUUUUGUAAGGUUGAUUAUUUUGCAGGAUUAUGAGACAAAAUUCAUUUUUGGAGGAAGAAGAUAGAGUGUCCUCUCUAAACAAGAAACUUUAAGAUAGAUGGUUUGGUGGACCAGGGUACCUCUAUAGUGACAAAAAACCCCAACAACAAACCACAAGUCAAACCAUUUUAAAGGUAUUUCCCAUCAAUAUAUUACAUUUCAAAAACCAUCUAAAAUCACUGUGACUUGUUAUGGCAUUUUAAGGAAAUUCUCUGUCCUGUCUAAUAAAAGGAAAAAGAAUACACAACCGGACUUCAUUUGUUGCCGUUUUAUAAAUGACUUGAUUUUUA
This is a messenger RNA of Neopelma chrysocephalum (saffron-crested tyrant-manakin), 2540 nucleotides long. RefSeq names its product MAX network transcriptional repressor (gene MNT). Gene Ontology annotation, biological process: regulation of transcription by RNA polymerase II. NCBI's taxonomy places the organism in Eukaryota, Metazoa, Chordata, Aves, Passeriformes, Pipridae. Gene Ontology annotation, molecular function: DNA-binding transcription factor activity, RNA polymerase II-specific; RNA polymerase II cis-regulatory region sequence-specific DNA binding; protein dimerization activity. The record is from RefSeq and is a predicted model, not a curated record. The coding region runs from base 80 to 1720 and encodes 546 amino acids. The transcript is spliced from 6 exons.